Messenger RNA from Pelobates cultripes (western spadefoot toad), 999 nucleotides. Lineage: Eukaryota; Metazoa; Chordata; Amphibia; Anura; Pelobatidae. The record is from the annotation of a GenBank genome assembly.
AUGGCACAACAAAAGGGAAAGAACGCCACAAAGGCAGAAAAACUUAACUUUUUGGGGAAUAAAUCACAAAACGAGCAGAUGGAGAUUCGGGCCUUCUCUCAAGAUGGCGGAGCCAGCUCUGACAGCACAGAGUGCCCCACUCCAACUGAGAUAGAUCCAGACCCUGACAAGCUCACAAAAAGUCACCUACAGCAGGCAUUGGAUGCACUGUCACAGAAGCUGAUUACAACUUGGCAGCAUUCAAUGGCUUCAUUAAGGAAAGAUGUUCAAGAACUGGGUAAAAGGACAACACAUGUUGAAUCUAAAAUGGAGGACUUUGCCUCAGCACAUAAUGAUGUGGCCACACAUGUGGAACAGAUCGAACAAAAGCUUACCGCUACUGAGCUGAAACUAACUGACCUGGAGGAUAGGGCGCGCAGAAAUAAUCUGCGCCUCAGAUGGAUACCAGACUUAAUACCAGAAAACCUACAAACCUAUGUUAGAGGUCUCCUUCAUGCAUAUGUCCCAGAGAUACCAGCGGAUAUGUUACUCAUAGAUAGAGUGCAUUGGCUUCCAAGGCCAAGAUUCUUGCCUGAAACAGCUCCGCGAGAUGUCUUGAUGCGCAUUCAUUACCAUCAUAUAAAAGAGCAAAUAUUGCGAGUGAGCCGCAACAAAGUGAAACCGCCGGCAGACUUCCCAGAGAUUAAAAUAUUCGCAGAUCUUUCAGCCUCCACCUUACGCAGGAGGAAAGACUUCUCACAAAUAGCCAACACACUGCAGUCCAACGGCAUCAGAUUCCGCUGGGGUUUCCCAACAAAAAUGCUGUUAACAAAAGACGGAUCCACACAAGUUAUCACAUCACCAGAGGACGGGAUAAGAAAAUUGCGCCUCUGGGCACUCACAGGAAAAGAACUGGAACCGCAGGCUUCACCAACUAGUCAUUUGCAGCUUGAAUGGAGCAAAGCUACCCCACGUUACAAAAAUGUAAUGUUUUCCCCACCUCGAAAAAAGGCACCAUAA